This is a messenger RNA of Phyllostomus hastatus (greater spear-nosed bat), 1562 nucleotides long. RefSeq names its product DNA methyltransferase 3 like (gene DNMT3L). Bases 1 to 1389 code for a protein of 462 amino acids. Lineage: Eukaryota; Metazoa; Chordata; Mammalia; Chiroptera; Phyllostomidae. Gene Ontology annotation, molecular function: DNA (cytosine-5-)-methyltransferase activity, acting on CpG substrates; DNA binding; enzyme activator activity. The record is from RefSeq and is a predicted model, not a curated record. Gene Ontology annotation, biological process: negative regulation of transcription by RNA polymerase II. The transcript has 12 exons. Gene Ontology annotation, cellular component: nucleus.
AUGGCCGUCUAUAGCCGUAGGACCCGGAGCCUGGAUUUCCUGGACAGCGUGGACCUUCACCCCUCUGAGCAGCUGGGAGAGGGGCUGUGCCAGACACCCGGGGACCAGCCGCCCUGUGGACUCGGUGAGGCCCUUUCUCCUCCCUGUCCCCGGGGCUCAAAGGCAGAAGCUGAGGGGCCAUUUUUCUCCCUCUGCCUGUGUGUCCCCCCUCUCCUGGGUGGUGUCCACGUGGCAGCUGCCCCGGUCCUGGACCCGGACGCCGAGUGCAGCAAGGACAUCAUCCUGGUGGGGUCCAGCGAGCCGUCGUCCUCCCCUGCACCAGGGCCCCAAAGAGAUCAGAUUGCAUAUGAAGUCAGGGUUAACCAGCGAGCCAUAGAAGACGUGUGCCUCUGCUGCGGGAGCCUCCAGGUGCACACACAGCACCCCCUGUUCGCGGGAGGGAUGUGCGCCCCGUGCAAGAACAAGUUCCUGGACUGCCUCUUCCUGUAUGACGACGACGGGUACCAGUCCUACUGCUCCAUCUGCUGCUCCGGGGAGACUCUGCUCAUCUGCGAAAACCCCGACUGCACCCGGUGCUACUGUUUUGAGUGCGUGGACGUGCUGGUGGGCCCCGGGACCUCGGAGAAAGUCCACGCCACGAGCAACUGGGUGUGCUUCCUGUGCCUGCCCUCCUCCCGAGACGGGCUGCUGCAGCGCAGGAGGAAGUGGUGGGAGCGCCUGAAGGCCUUCUACGACCAGGAGGCGGACAGCCCCCUCGAGAUGCACGCAACUGUGCCGGCGUGGAAGAGAGAGCCGGUCCGGGUGCUGUCCCUUUUCGGGAAGAUAGGGAACGAGCUGAUGAGUUUGGGCUUUCUGGAAACGGUUUCCGGCUCGGGAAACCUGAGACAUCUGAGUGAUGUUACCGACGUCGUGAGGAGGAACGUGGAAGAGUGGGGCCCGUUCGACCUCGUGUACGGCAGCACGCCCCGCCUCGGCCAGAUCUGCAACCGUCCUCCCGGGUGGUUCGUGUACCAGUUCCACCGCAUCCUGCAAUACGCGAAGCCCCGGUUCUGCAGCCCGCGGCCCUUCUUCUGGAUGUUCGUGGACAACCUGGUGCUGACCAAGGACGACUACACUGCAGCCACACGCUUCCUGGAGACCGACCCGGUGACCAUCCAGGAGUUCUGCGGCAGGACCGUCCGGAACGCCGUACGCGUGUGGAGCAACAUCCCGGCCUUGCGCAGCCGGCAUUCGGCCCUGCUUCCCCAAGACGAGGCGUCCCUGCGGGCUCCAGACAGGCAGAGAGCAAGGUCCUCCGUCCUGGGGCCUGCCGGACUGGUGAAGAACUGUUUUCUGCCCCUGAAAGAAUAUUUCAAGUUUUUUUCAACAGAACUCACUUCCUCUUUGUAAAUGAUUCAUUAGGCUGUGGCGAGAAAAAAAAAAAAAAGGAUUUUUCUUAGAACAGAUAUCUUUCCUGAUAUUGUCUCAUUUUUUCCUCUUCGAAUUGUUAUUUGAUUUGCUUGACUCUGGAUGUGCCGCGGCUGUGUCUCUGGAGAUGCAGCCCCCCCUCCAGCCCCCUGCAC